AUGUCAUCGUCUUUUCCUGAGAAAGAAAAGAUGGAUGUUCAGGUUGAUUUUCUGACAAGGGAAGAUGUAGUCGUAUUAAACGACGGUGGAGCGAUCAUUGAGAAAGGUUUAAUUUUGCAUGGUUGUAAUCCAUCUGUACGAGUGGGUGAUACUGUUACUGCUUUUAACGAUAAAAAGUUUGAUACGAAUGAAGACUUGACUCAGUUCUUGUUGCAAGCAGUACAGACACGUAUGAAAUUUACCCUUACGGUAAAUCGUCAAAAAGGUGAAACAGAAAUGGACAAUAAAAUUGAUCGUUAUGUAAUUGAACUGAAAAAAGCCAGUAGUGAUGAAUCUUUUGGGAUAAUUCCAGCUGUCGACCAGGAUUGUGUAUUGGUGGAAAAGGUGGAUGGAAUAGCAGCUGAAGCUGGUAUUAAGGAAAAAGAUCACAUUAAACGUAUAAAUGAAGAACCGAUACAAUCAUUGGAGGCAUUUGAAAAUGUUAUCAAAGAGCAGCAGAAAAUUGUUUUAUACAUUUCUCGUGGUUCAAAAAUUAGUAGAAAUAAAGUUGAAUUUACGAAAAAGGUUGUGUGCAUACAUAUCCCAUAUGAAUGUGGGGACGUUUUGGGUAUAACAAUAAAGGAUUUAAUAGUAACUGAUAUACAAAAUGGCUCAAUUGGAGAAGCAAAAUUUGAGCUGCAGGACAAAUUAAUCGAUAUAAAUGGAAUAAAACUUCAAGAUGAUGAGCAACUGUACUAUCUGUUGCAACGAAUGAAUGAGGACUUGGAAAUAAACGUUAUGAGAAAUGUUAUUAAAAAUGAUGAUACUGCGGUAACAGCUGGUAUAUCGGCAUCAGUUACCACUGCCGUUUAUAGAGUUCUUAUUUCACUUUCCAUGGCGCCGUGUGAAGCAUUAGGUGUACGUCCAGACGAGAAUUUGAUGAUUUCUCGUAUUAUGGAUAAGUCGCAUGCCCAGGGUAAAUUCGAACUUGGUGAUGUAAUCAAGAAAUUAAACAGUAUUCCAAUUAAGGAUCGUAACCAAUUUUUCAAAUUGUUCGAGGAUGCUACUGCUGCUGGACGAAUCAUCGUUGAACGUAGUGCUGAACGUGAACUGGAAUUAGAAAAACGACUCUUACCACCAAAUAUUGAAAAAAUAAUCAAAAGGCAUGCUGGAUAUGAUUACAUUAUUGUGAACGUUCACUAUGAUUCCAGUGCAGGUCGUCCGUUUGGGCUAAACAUGGCGAAUGUCACUGCGCAUAAAAUCAUUAUCCCAGAAGUGGCUGAAAAUACAGUAGCCUGCGAUUAUUUCAAAAUUUAUGACCACAUUAUAGCCAUCAAUGGUAAUCCGGUAUCGGAUGUCAAUGUAGCAAAGAAAAUGAUACGUGAAUGCGGCGCAAACUUCCAGGCAAUUAUAGUUAUAGUAGACAUAACUGAACUUGAAUACGACUGCCUUAUUAAGUUCUCCAUCAUGAUACACUUGGCUGUAAUUGAACGUCCAAUCACCUUGGACAGUAACAGAGAAAUCAAGCGUGAAGUGGACGAAUGGAAAAGAAGAAUGGCACGCCCAACAAAUCUCGAACAAAUGCCACUAGAUGUUCAGGAGAUUGUCGAGAAACAUUUCAAACAACGCGAAUUCAAACAAGCAACCAAUCUCGUUUCGGUUCUUCGUAAACCAACUGGCCAACAACGUAAAAUUCAUUUCUCAGAACAUCACAUUGAAACGCAGAUCCAAAGUGAUACACCCGUAACAAAACGCUUACGCUCAUGUCGGUGA
Molecule: messenger RNA, 1752 nt
Organism: Loa loa (African eye worm)
Lineage: Eukaryota; Metazoa; Nematoda; Chromadorea; Rhabditida; Onchocercidae
Exons: 11
Coding region: 1-1752 (583 amino acids)
Molecular function (GO): protein binding
Source: RefSeq, a predicted model, not a curated record